This is a messenger RNA of Populus euphratica (Euphrates poplar), 1262 nucleotides long. RefSeq names its product pyroglutamyl-peptidase 1-like. Gene Ontology annotation, cellular component: cytosol. Gene Ontology annotation, biological process: proteolysis. Lineage: Eukaryota; Viridiplantae; Streptophyta; Magnoliopsida; Malpighiales; Salicaceae. The record is from RefSeq and is a predicted model, not a curated record. The transcript is spliced from 5 exons. Gene Ontology annotation, molecular function: pyroglutamyl-peptidase activity. The coding region runs from base 335 to 994 and encodes 219 amino acids.
AAAUUUGUGAUCUUUUUUAGCUGGGUGGUACUUAAUUGAAUUUGAAGUAGUCUAUGAGAUUUAUUUGCAGAAUCUUGACAUGGGUUAUUAGUCUUGUUCAUCUUCUUUUGAUCAAUAAAGAUAUAACUUGACUCCUUUGUUGUGUUUUAUCUUGAUUUGAGGCUAUUGGUUCUGCCACUAUAGUACUUUGGAUUGUCAGUUUUUUCUUACGAAGUUACAGAAAGUUGUGAAACUUUGUUUCAGGAGUAGAAUUCUUCAGGUGCUUGGAUUUCAAUUUAAUUUCCAUGCUAUAGUAACUUUUCGAUCAAGUAAAUCUAAAAAAAGUGAGGUGUUAAUGGGGUCUGAAGGGCUUCCAGCUGUAACAAUCCAUGUGACAGGGUUCAAGAAAUUCCAUGGAGUAGCUGAAAACCCAACUGAGACAAUUGUUAAUAAUCUAAAAGAGUACAUGAAGAAGAAGGGCAUGCCAGAAGGUGUGGUUCUGGGGAGUUGCAAUGUUCUUGAGGCUGCAGGACAAGGCGGAGUUUCUCCACUUUACCAGACAUUUCAAUCUGCCAUAAACUCGAAGGAUUAUGAAUCUUCAAGUCCUGAAAGAAUUAUUUGGCUACACCUUGGGGUCAAUAGUGGGGCAACAAGAUUUGCCAUUGAGCAUCAAGCUGUCAAUGAAGCUACUUUUCGCUGUCCAGAUGAGAUGGGAUGGAAACCACAGAAAGUACCCAUCAUUCCUUCAGAUGGUGGAAUUUCACGAGUUCGAGAGACUACUCUUCCUGUUGAGGAGAUCACAAAGUCCCUGGCAAAGAAAGGUUAUGAGGUGAUGACUUCCGAUGAUGCAGGCCGAUUUGUGUGCAACUAUGUUUACUACCAUUCCCUUCGGUUUGCAGAGCAAAAUGGGACAAAGUCUCUCUUUGUGCAUGUGCCACUUUUCUUGACCAUAGACGAGGAGACUCAGAUGCAAUUUGCUGCUUCCUUGUUGGAGGUACUUGCUUCUUUGGAUUAGUAAGAUCUAUUAGCAUCCAUCUUGCUCUUUAUCACCACAAGCAUUUGAGCUUAUCCUGUUAUCGACAACAAUUGUUAAGAUGGGUGCCUGUAUUGAAAUGUUCAAAUAAACAGAUGAGUGUACGGUGAAUGAAAAAGGUGUAUUUAUGGUUGCACAAAGACUUCUCAUGUACUUUCUUCGACCUUUUCCAAAAGGUUUUAGCUUCUGAUUGAAAUGUUCUUGAAUCUCAGUUUACUGUGUGAAUUAAUAAGAUUCCAAUUUGCUAUUA